This is a messenger RNA of Oncorhynchus kisutch (coho salmon), 948 nucleotides long. Its product is annotated as troponin I, fast skeletal muscle. Bases 50 to 691 code for a protein of 213 amino acids. The transcript is spliced from 7 exons. Gene Ontology annotation, cellular component: troponin complex. NCBI's taxonomy places the organism in Eukaryota, Metazoa, Chordata, Actinopteri, Salmoniformes, Salmonidae. The record is from RefSeq and is a predicted model, not a curated record. Gene Ontology annotation, biological process: skeletal muscle contraction; cardiac muscle contraction.
ACCUGUCUAUCCUGACUCUGUCUGCUCUCUGUUCUCGGCUUGGUUAAGCAUGACAGGAUUUCAGCAACUCUACCAGCUCUCCCGUUCUGGAUUAGCACUACUUUUUCUAUUUGGAAACUCUUCAAUCAGCUGCACACACCCCUUUGGAAAGAAACAAGAGUCCAAGAUGUCUGAGAAAAAAAUGUCAUCGAGUCGCAAGCAUCAUCUGAAGAGCGUGAUGCUCCAGAUUGCUAAGGACUUGCUGGAGGCAGAGGCCAUAGAGGCAGUGGAAGAGAAAAAAAGGUACAUGGAUGAGAGCUGCCCCGCAUUGGACCUGCCUGGGUCAUUGGUGGAACUGCAGGAAAUGUGCAAGACAAUCCAUCACCAGCUUGAUAAAGUGGAUGAGGAGAGAUACGACCUUGCAGGCAAAGUGGGCAAGUGUGACAAAGAGAUUGAUGAUUUGAGGAUUAAAGUGGUUGAGAUCCAGGGCAUUAAGAAGCCAGCUCUGAAGAAAGUGCGUAUGUCUGCUGAUGCUAUGCUCCAGGCUUUGUUGGGCUCCAAGCACAAGGUGACCAUGGAUCUGAGAUCCAAUCUGAAACAAGUGAAGAAGGAAGUCAAAGAGGAUGACAAAGACACAGUUGGUGACUGGCGUAAGAACAUUGACGACAAGGCCGGCAUGGACGGCAGGAAGAAGAUGUUUGAGGCCGCAUAAACGCUAUGGCAAGACCAUUUCCCCCUGCUUUUCUCUGUGUCUUAAUAAAUCAGUUGGUAGCCAUGGGCGUCUUUUGUGUUGGAUAUAUAAGGUGGUAUUGUGGUUAAGUCCCAGGUGGAUUUGUAUGACCUUGGUAUCGAUUUCACUGCUUCCUUUUUGUCUGUAUACCCCAGACCCAGGUAAUCACCUCACAGCAACUUGAACACAUUUUGAAAGGCACUUAUUGUAUAUGAAAUAAAUAUUUCAAUAACUUACAA